CUGAUAAACACAUAUACAGAUUCAGGUCAACUUAUGUGCAUUUUAUGCAAAUUAAUUGUACGCAGCGAAACAGUUUGGCCUGUUCACUUAAAUUCCAAAAUACAUAGGGAAAAUGUAAUAUUAGCAAAAACAACCAAAUUGGAAACAGAAAGCACUACAAGGUUAUCUAACAUUUUACCAUUCAAAAGAUCUGCUUCUCCAUCUCAAGAUAUUUCUGUUAACAAAAAAAUAAAAGGAAUAUUGAAAAAUUUUAACUUGUCAGAAGUGCAAACAAAGUCGAACUUACCAAUUGAUUCUUUUCAUAAUAAUUUAAAGCAAAUGAAUAGUCUAUCUAUGCAAAAAAUUGAGAACAAAGAUUCUACAGCUAGUACAGCAGAUAUACAGCAUAUGGAGGUAGAAGAAGAGAAAGCAAAGGAUACGAAUCCAACUGUUCUUCCAGAAGGAUUUUUUGAUGAUCCAGUAAUGGAUGCUAAAGUAAGAUUAACGUAAAUAUAACAAUACUAAAGUAAAUGUAGCAAUACACAACCCUAUA
Molecule: messenger RNA, 532 nt
Organism: Formica exsecta
Lineage: Eukaryota; Metazoa; Arthropoda; Insecta; Hymenoptera; Formicidae
Product: zinc finger protein 830-like
Exons: 1
Biological process (GO): mitotic DNA replication checkpoint signaling; nuclear DNA replication; mitotic DNA damage checkpoint signaling
Cellular component (GO): nucleus; spliceosomal complex
Molecular function (GO): zinc ion binding; nucleic acid binding
Source: RefSeq, a predicted model, not a curated record